AUGGCUAUGCAAACUAGGGAGCAACAUAUCCGUAGACACAAGGCCACCAACAACAUUUGCACUGCUCAGGCACUGCUUGCAAACAUGGCUACUAUGUAUGUUGUAUAUCAUGGAUCUGAAGGCCUUAAAGCCAUUGCAAAAAGGGUUCAUGGUCUUGCCGGUGUGUUUGCUCUGGGAUUAAAGAAACUUGGAUUCAAAGUUCAGGAUCUUGGCUUCUUUGACAAUGUGAAGGUUAAAACUUCAAAUGCCAAAGCAAUUUUAGAUGCUGCUAUCAAAAGUGAAAUCAAUUUGCGUGUUGUAGAUGGAAACAUUAUCACCGCUGCUUUUGACGAAACAACCACGUUAGAGGAUGUUGAUAAGCUUUUCAAAGUUUUCACUGGUGGCAAGCCUGUCUCAUUCACAGUGACAUCUCUUGCACCAGAAUUUCAAAAUGCAAUUCCUUCUGGAUUAUUUAGGGAGAGUCCCUAUUUGACACACCCUAUCUUUCACACGUACCAAACUGAGCAUGAGUUGCUGAGAUACAUUCAUAGGUUACAAUCAAAAGAUCUCUCAUUUUGCCACAGUAUGAUCCCACUUGGAUCUUGUACAAUAAAGUUGAAUGCAACAACUGAAAUGAUGCAUGUGACAUGGCCUAGCUUUACUGAUUUGCACCCUUUCACACCAAUUGAACAGGCUCAAGGUUAUCAGGAAAUGUUCGACAACUUGGGUGAUCUGUUGUGUACCAUUACUGGAUUUGACUCCUUCUCUUUGCAACCAAAUGCCGGUGCUGCUGGAGAAUACGCCGGGCUCAUGGUUAUUCGUGCAUAUCAUUUGGUAUGGUAG
Messenger RNA from Lathyrus sativus (Indian pea), 822 nucleotides. Lineage: Eukaryota; Viridiplantae; Streptophyta; Magnoliopsida; Fabales; Fabaceae. The record is from the annotation of a GenBank genome assembly.